AUGCAGCGAUCCAAACGGAGGAGCAGUAGCAAUGGCGGCCAGAGAUCCUUCGCCUGCGCGCACGAAGGAUGCGGCAAGUCCUUCACGAGAUCGGAGCACUUGCAUCGUCACCGGAAGAACCACACCGAUGGCGACUGGACCUGCCAGCGGUGCCGCGCCCACUUCAAGCGUCCGGACCUUCUCGAGAGACACAUGAGCCGCCACCGGAAACGGGACAUAGAAGCCGGCGGCGAAGGCAUCGGCGUCUUGAACACCCGCAAGCGCAUGUGGAAGGACCACAACGGCCGCAUCGUCCAGAAGAGACCGGCCGAGACCCCGGCCCCUGACGGCCCCCAUCUCGCGGCCGCAUACCUGCCGCAGGCAAAAGAACCCAUCUCCCCUCCCGACUCCUUGCACACCCCCGUCCACGGCGAUCGCGCCCCCGCGCCGCAGCCGGCCUUCACCACCGACGACCCCCACGGCGUCAUCGCCGACUACGCGCUGUCGACCGGCCAGUUCGACGCCCAGGGCGCCGGCCCGUACUGGUCCCUCCCCGAAACGUCGCAGGCCGGCGGGGCCGGGAUGAUGUCCUCGAACCUCGACCUCAACUACGACGAAGUCUUCCAGCCCGACACCUCCAGCUCCUUUAACAUGCCCUACACCACUCAGGUGAACUACGACUGGCUAUUUAACCUCGACUACGGCACCGCCGCCGCCUCCGACAUGCCGCAGGCGGCCCCGUACCUCGCCGCCGCCCCCCCCUUGCCCCGAUACCCCUGCGGCGACCUCCCGCCGCCGCUGCCCGCACCGCCGCUGCCCCACGACCCCGGCCAGGGCGACAGCAGCAUGGCGGACUGCCCGAUGACACCGAUGGGCUCGCCUCUCGACUACGCGCGCUCGCUCACGAGCCCGCACCACGCAGCAGCCAGCCCGAGCGCGAGCGUCUCGUCGUUUGGGCAGCCGCAGGCGUCCGCCGCCGGCGCCGUCGCCGAGGAGGCCGUCGAGAUGGAGUUCGAGCGGCCGCUGACGACCCUGCGACCGCCACAGCGGCUGCCGGCACUCGACAGCUUCGCCUACGCGCAGCUCCUCGAGACCGUGCAGGCGGCACGGCCGCUCGCCCCCGACGGCGGCUUCGUGGACGUCGCGCACCAUCCGCUGCUCGCCCGCGCCGCGCUGCAGAUCUACUGCGACCUCUUCUUCACCCGGUUCAACACGGCAUACCCCCUCAUCCACCUGCCCACCUUCGACCCCGCCCGCAAGGAGCCCCUGCUGCUCAUUUCCAUCAUCCUGCUUGGCGCGAGUUACGCGGACAAGGACGCCCACCAGCUCGCCGUCUGCAUCCACGACGUGAUUCGCCCGGCUAUAUUCUCGCACGCAAGCUUCAACCCGAAGCCGGACCUGUGGAUGCUGCAGACGAUUCUGCUCGUUGAGUGCUUCGGCAAGAGCCGCGCGGGCCAGAAGCAGCACGACAUGAGCCACCUGUUCCACGGCAUGCUCAUCAACCUGAUCCGCCGCUCCGACUGCCAGUCGGUCCGGCCCGUGCGGCCCGGUGGCAGCAGCGCCGACAUCGCGGCCGACGCCACCGCCGCCACCGACGAGCACGCCUGGCGCCGCUGGGUUGAGGCUGAGGAGAAGAAGAGGCUCGCCCUCCUGAGCUUCAUGUGGGACACGCAGCACGCCGUGCUGUUCUGCCAGUCGCUCUGCAUGUCGGCCUUCGAGCUGCGGCUCCCGCUGCCCUGCAACCAGGCGCUCUGGGAGGCGCCCGGCCCUGCCGAGUGGGCACGGCUCUCGCUCCUUAUGCUGCCUGAGCCGUUGUACCUCUCCGCGCUUAAGUCGUACAUCACAGCCGACGCGCGCGCGCCCUCGCACCACCACCACCACCACCACCACCACCUCCGCCAUCCCUUCCCCCACCUCAACGGCCUCUCCCGCAUCCUCCUCUUCCAUGGCCUCAUGUCCAUCUUCUGGGACAUGCAGCGCCGCGACCAGACCAGCCUCGGCAACGCCGCCGGCGGCCGUUGGCAGGCCCGCCUAGAAGCCGCGUACCGCGCGUGGCGCGCCGACUUCGACGGCUUCUGCGCGCGCCAGGCCGCCCUAGCGACCACGUUCGCGGGCGUCUCCGACCACCCGGUGGCCCGGCGCCGCGACAGCAGCAGCAAUACGACGCACUCAGCCUCUACCCCCGGCGGCCCCGGCCCCUCCUCUACCACGGCCGGCGUGGGCGCAGCGGAGGCUACGCGCGCCGAACUCGACGCCUGGCGCGCGGCGCACCUGGCCGUGUAUCACGCGGCGCACGUGCUGCUGCGGGCCGACUUCCUCGACAUCCAGAUUUUCGCCGGGGCGCGGCACAUCCUGGGGCGGGGGGUGAGGAGUGCCGACUUCGUGCGGUCGGGGCGCGUGGUUAAGCGGUGGGGACGCUGCGGUGCCGCCCCCGAUGGCGACGCCGACAGCUCUAGCACCCCCGACGACGACGACGCCGCCGCCGCCGCCUGGCACGCGGCGCUGCUGCUGCGCGCCGCGGCCCCCGCCCUCGCCGACCCCGACGCCACCGGCCUCUUCCACGUGCCCUGGUGCCUGUACCUGGCGACGCUGACCAUCUGGGCGUUCCACCACACCUCGCCGCACCCGUAUACGCACGGGGCGUCGUCGGCGUCGUCGCGCGGCCCCGGCGGCGCCUCCGCCUUGCCCCGCCCCUACCCCGCCCUCGGUCGCGCGGGCGCGGCCGAAGACGACGACUCCGAUAGCGAGCUCGUGUGGGACGCACGCGCGGAGAUGCACGCCGUGCUGGACGCCAUGGCCGGGUCGCGCGGCGACGCCGCCCACCUGCCCGCGCUGCAGGGCCGCCACCGCACCGGCGCCCUCGUCUGGGUCGUCGCCGAGGCCCUGAGCAAGGUGCGCUGGGGCAUUGUGCAUGCUGGCGUCGCGGUUCUCAAAGGGCUCGUGCCUUUGCGGCUUAUCGGGCACUUUGAGGACGACGAAGACGGCGGCGUCGGCGGGAUAUGA
Molecule: messenger RNA, 2982 nt
Organism: Durotheca rogersii
Lineage: Eukaryota; Fungi; Ascomycota; Sordariomycetes; Xylariales; Xylariaceae
Product: fungal-specific transcription factor domain-containing protein
Exons: 5
Coding region: 1-2982 (993 amino acids)
Biological process (GO): DNA-templated transcription; regulation of transcription by RNA polymerase II
Cellular component (GO): chromatin
Molecular function (GO): RNA polymerase II cis-regulatory region sequence-specific DNA binding; DNA-binding transcription factor activity, RNA polymerase II-specific; zinc ion binding
Source: RefSeq, a predicted model, not a curated record